AUGCAUCAAAGAAUACAUACAUUGAACACAUUUUUCAAGUACAAGCAAUUUUUCCAAGGAAUUAUGACUAGACAACUACGAAAGAGGACAAGAGCCGUUGUGAAGAAAGAACAAACUGACACUCCUCAUACUUCUAAGUACUUUAAAAAGACUAAAGUGAAGAAAGAAGAAGUAAAAGAGAGUGUUCUGGUAGAGGAUUCUGUAGACAUUGAGUGGGUGAAAACUUUAAAUAACAAAGACUAUUUCCAAUGGAUUGGAGAGAGAACUGGUAAUAUUCCUAGAAGAUGGGAUACUCCGUUACCCGAGGAUGCAUUCCAACCAAUAAAUGGUAAUAAGUUACCUAAACAUUUUAAAUAUAUUUAUAUGAAACUGAGAAACAUGAGAUCAAGUAUUAAUGCCCCUGUGGAUUCAGUAGGGGGUUCCUCGGUAUCAAUAACUGUAGCUGAACAACUUGGGAUAGCUAAAGAAGAAUUGAUUCCAAAAAACUAUAGAUUACAAACUUUGAUUGGUAUAAUGCUUUCUUCACAGACAAAGGAUGAAGUUACAGCAAAGGCAAUGUAUAACAUUACCAAGUACUGUCUAGAUAACUUUGGCGCAAGAGGAAUAUCACUUGAUGCAAUGUUACAGAUAGAUGAACCGACUUUAGAUUCUUUGAUAAGAGCGGUCGGUUUCCAUUCCAGAAAGGCAAAGUAUGUAACUCAAACGUGUCAAAUCCUUGUCAAUCGUUUCAACUCGGAAAUUCCAACAACGCCAGAGGGAAUGAUGUCACUUCCAGGGGUGGGUCCCAAAAUGACAUACUUAACUUUACAAAAGACAUGGGGUAGAAUGGAUGGUAUAUGUGUUGAUGUACAUGUUGACAGACUUUGUAAACUGUUUAAAUGGGUAGACUCUAAAAAAUGUAAGACGCCGAACGACACACGAGAAGAGUUACAGAAAUGGUUACCAUUACCACUAUGGCGUGAAAUUAAUAGUUUAUUAGUUGGGUAUGGACAAGCCAUAGAUAGGUCUCGAGCAAAGAAUUGUGAACUUUGUGCCACAGAAGAGAACCCUUUUAUUCCUGGGAAAUCUAAUGCACAUAAUCAUAUUUGUCCUAAAGUUGCAAGUGCAGAAUUACUGGAUAUGGUACCGCAUAUGAAAAAUUAUCAAAGUUGGGUAAAUUACUUAGUGAAAGAGGCAAAAAUAUAUGAUGUUAUUAAAAGUGAAUUACCAUCACAUGAUAACACAUUUCUGGAUAUGGGUCCUCCUCUAGUUAAAUUAGAGGACGAAAUUAUGAUUAAACCGGAAAUAAAACAAGAGAAUGAGGUUUUGUAA
Molecule: messenger RNA, 1311 nt
Organism: Maudiozyma barnettii
Lineage: Eukaryota; Fungi; Ascomycota; Saccharomycetes; Saccharomycetales; Saccharomycetaceae
Exons: 1
Coding region: 1-1311 (436 amino acids)
Biological process (GO): base-excision repair, AP site formation; nucleotide-excision repair; base-excision repair
Cellular component (GO): nucleus
Molecular function (GO): oxidized pyrimidine nucleobase lesion DNA N-glycosylase activity; DNA-(apurinic or apyrimidinic site) endonuclease activity
Source: RefSeq, a predicted model, not a curated record